Molecule: messenger RNA, 3540 nt
Organism: Schizophyllum commune H4-8
Lineage: Eukaryota; Fungi; Basidiomycota; Agaricomycetes; Agaricales; Schizophyllaceae
Exons: 8
Coding region: 9-3329 (1106 amino acids)
Source: RefSeq, a predicted model, not a curated record
CAACGACCAUGGCACACCUAACAGAAUCACCACCGGCGUACACGCUAACCUCUGCUGCACCACUGAAGGAUGUGAAAGGACCGACUGAAGAUAUAUUCUCACUGCCGGUCGACGAGAUUGUCCGCAGAGCGCUACGAAGGCUCAGUGCGCACACACAUCUUAUUCUCUGGGGCGCCCACCUGGAUCAGCGCAUGGGCCUCCCGCGAAUACAAAAGAACUUCACGUUCCUCGUGCCCGACGACAAGCUGGAGACGCUGUCAGCGAUCCUCUCCCAAAUGAACCUCCCCGUUACCACGCUUCCAAACCACCUCGUACGCAGCGAGGGCGACUUUCUACGACGCGGUCGUCUCCACCGUGCUACCCGCGCCACAGACUCCUACGGCAUGCAAUGCAUCCAUCUCGUGCCCGCCUCGCUAGCAGGUUACACUGAAGACGAACUUGAGCCAACGCCGCUGGACGGCACCCUGGUCACGCUCUACGUGCCGCGCCCCUCUGCCGUCUAUGCGGGAAUCCUGCGCAUGAUGCUCAAGUACCGGAAGUUCUGCCCCGAGCGGUACAAGCUGCAGUCCGAUCUCGAGCUGCUCGUUUACUAUAACCUGCUCGGGCUUGAGAAGAUGUCCGCGGGGCACGAUAUCGAGGACUCCGAAAUGGAACAGCGCAGCGAAGAAGCGGCCGAGCGCAUCAGGGGGUGGGGACGGGCAGGCCAGUGGAGGGAAGGCGAGGAGUGGAUGGAAGAUGCACUUGUCGGGAUCGUGAAGGGAGAGAAGGAUAUAGCCUCCCUGCCGCAUAUUGGGUCUACCGCAGAUGGGAAGACCGCACGGACGCCCAAACCACUCGCCAGAAUGGACGACAGCUCCGAAACUAUUGCCCCCGCCCGCCAGCAACAGCAGGCGCGUCCUGUAGGCAGUGGACCCGUCUCGAUGCUUCCAUCUCGAUUGCAGUGCCGCGCGCAUGCGGUCUUGGCAACCCUCAUGCUAAAGUCCUCAAAGCCAUUGCGCGUUGUGCGGGUGCCGCCGGGCAUCGUCGGGUGCAGGUUCCGGGAGGUCCAGGUCUGGCGCAUCUCGGGCCCAUCAGGCGAAUUCACGAGCCUUGCCCCUUACAUGCUCCCUUUGAAUGGGUUCUCUCCUCGUGCACCACCGAGGUAUGCGAAGCAAGCGAUGACUACCACGACGCCGCCCGCGAUGGCGGGCUCGACGGCGCCGCCGACGCAUCUCACGGCGGACGCGGCGGUUGACACGACGACUACGAUGACCCCGACCCCCACAAGUGAGCCCUCAGAAAAGGCCCCGCGCCUGCAGGACCCGGAGACGCAGGCCCCGCCGACCGGCUUUGCACAUCGAUACCUCCCCCGCUUCAUCCCCUUCUUCGCAACAUUCCAACGUCCACGCCGACCCCGAGAUCGGCGCCGACUGCGCGAGAAGGCGGGCGAUGAGCAUGACAGCGCGGACGAGGUCCCGCGGCCGUCCAUGACGGGGAAGGCCGGGCAGACGUUCUAUGUGAUUAGGCCAGAGCCGCCGGCGCUGCACUUCAAGUUCAAGCCGCGGAAUCCGCUCCUUUACUUCCUCUUCCUGGUCUCUUGCAAUGUGAUCCUCCCGGUGCUGCUGUUCUACCCCCUCAUCAAUUUCACGCCGCUCGAGUUGCGAGAUGUGGUGGGCAUUAGCAGCUCGGCUCUCGGUCUGUCGAGCUGCUUCGACGCGCCAAUGCGAUUGUGGAAGCUCACUAAGCACCGUACUUCCUUCGGCCCCCUCAACUCGACGCGGUGGUUCCACCUAGACUUCUCCAUGUGGUUCUACACAACCGCUAUGCUCGUCUUCGCCAUCCCACUCAUCAUCGCACCCACCGUCCCCGUAUACGACAUGUUCAACAUGGCCACGGUCAUGCUGAUCCUCCCCGCUGGCGUCAUGUUCGCCCUCACCAUCAUCCCGCUGUCCCCUCGCCUCGAGAAUUGGCGCAGGCGCGCCGUACCCAUACAGAUCACAAGUGACGGAGUCGUCAAGGCGGCUCCCGUUGGCCUCAGGGUACAGCCCGUCACUCCUGGUACUACCGCGCCAAGCGACAAUACUUCUGCGACGCAUAUAGAGCAGCCCCGCCCGCCACCGACUACGCACUUCUACGAAGCCUUCGACGACGAUGAGGACCCGAAUCAGGGGCAUGCGCCGUACACGGCUGUCGAUGCAGAACACGCGGCUCCGUAUACGACACCCUAUCUGCCCUCUGAGGAGGAUCCUGACGAUACGCGCGUCAAGCCGGCGAUGUUCUACAUAAUAGAGGAUAUCGUUGCUGUCGACUUUGGCUACCGCCGACCUUGGCGUCGCCGCCUUCGUGCGCGUUGGCGCGCAUCUCCGCCGUUUCGCGAGCAUAUGCGCAGGCAAACGGCGUACUGGGUCUUCGCGUCUAUCUUCCACGCCGGCAUAACAGCCGCAACGACGUGGGGCUCGUCCUUCCGCUUCGCCUUUGGCUGGAAUCUCGGCAUGUUCUUCAUGUGGGCGUUGAUAGCCGGGUACUGCUCCUGGCUGCUUGCGCAACACGAGCUGGAGAACGAGCACACGUGGUGGGUCGACCGCGAGCGCGCCCUCUGGGCCGACGCCCGCGCUCGCGCCGGCCUCAAACUGGCCCCCAGUCAAGCACAUGCUGUAACAAGCGAGAAGGACGCGGAGAAGGCAGAGGAGGAAAAGCACGCUUCGGGCGUCGAGGGCAGAACCGCGCCCGCUGAAGGGAGAAAUGCGGCGGGCCAGAUCGUCGACGGCAUUGAGAUCGUUGGCGAGCCUGAGGAGAUCCCUUCGCCGACAUCCGUGACCUCCCACGCUUCGCGGAUGGAUCGGUCGUACUCGCUACCCGCUGUCGAGCAUCGUGCCAGGUUCUCCGAUGACCGUGAUAGGGUUUCGGGCGAGCGUGGUAGACCUGGGCGACCGUCGCUGCACGGCGAACACUCCGAGCCCGCGCCCAUCACGGACGACAGCGUCGAAAUCGUCGGCGUGCGUGAUCAUCAUGGGCGGUUGCGCGCGGCUCAGAGGGAGGCGGGAGCGCCGGACGCGCCGGGGGUGGUGCGGUUGGACGAGGUGAGGCGGUCGAAGAGUGAGCAUGGGAGGAGCAAGAGUGAGAGGCGGAGGAGUGAAGGAGGCGAGCGGAGGCGGUUGGACGAAAGUGGAAGGUCGAAGAGCGAGAGGAGGCGGAGCAUGGGAAGCGGGUUGAGGCGGAGGAGCGAGUCGAGGAGGCGGCAUAGUGAGCAGGGGCCGAGGCCGGUGGAGAGGUCGAAGUCGGAGGGAGGUACUAGUGCGAGUAAGGACGAGGGGGAGGGGGAGGAUGGGAGUGAGGAGAAAAAGGAGUGAGUGGUGGAAGUUCUGAAGCUCUUUGACGUCGGUCGAGCUGCGUGGAUGAUGACUGCUCUUUUGGAAUGUGUACACUAUCCCUUCGUUUGUACGACCGCGGUUCACUGGAUUACCUAGAUCAUGAUGAUAAUAUUGUAUGUAUGGUACCCUAUACACGUAGAUGUACAGACGAAUCUGUUCAUUGACUGCGUUCUGAGAGCGAUGUGUCGAG